UGUGUGUGUGUGUGUGUGUGUGUGUGUGUGUUUGAGCAUCAAAAAGUUAUCAGUGCUGCUGUAAUUAAUGACAUUCGUGUGAAUAUUUGUUAUCCUGACAGACGUUAUGAAUAAAACCUGCAGAAAAGAAGAAAAAUAUCAGAGAUAUAAGAGUCCGAUGCUGGAUGGUGUUCUGGUGCAUUUGUCGCCUGUUAGCCGGAAAAUGACGGCGAGCGACGCUGGUCAAGAAGCCGACCGGUGAGGUGGAAUCAAACCCCGGGCAUUGGCGUGAUGUUGGCGUGUCGCUCCCUGCUGCUCACCUGGGUGCUGCUCGCCGCCGGAGCCCGAAGCCAGAGCUGGAGACCCUGUACAGAUCUGCUGCCUCUUGACCUGCUGUCCAGAGCCCUGCCACGCCCAGGACAAGCCCCGCCCCCACAGGUGCAGAUGGUUCAGUCCAAAGGGUCCAGAGGUCUCCGAGUGGCCGGCGCGGAGGCAACAGUGCUGAGUUUCCCCGCCUCCCAAAUCUUCAGCAACUGCGACUACUUCCCUGCUGAGUUCUCAUUGGUCGCCACCAUGAAGAUACCGAGACUGAGACAGAAGAGGAACGAGUACAUCUUCUCCGUGGUGGAGGAGGGAUCUGAUUCGCUGUUGCUCGGGCUGCGAGUCUCAGAGAACUGCCUUCACUUCCUCUUCAUGCCCCCCGGUGUCAGAGGGCGGCGCCGGCAGAGCUUUAAGGGCGUUGGACUGGACGAUAACCGCUGGCACACAUUGGUGCUGGCGGUCAGCGGACUGUACGCCACGCUGACCGUCGACUGUGGACUGCCUCUGGAGCUUAAACAGGCCCAGUCCUUCCCCAGCGCUCUGAGCACCAGAGGGUCCAGGUUCUUCAUCGGUAGCCGGAGGAGGAUGAGGGGACGCUUCUCUGGUUUAUUGCGUCAGCUGGUUCUACUUCCUGGUUCAGACGCUACGUCCAGACUGUGUCCGACCUCUGACCCAAGCCUGGCCGAGCUGUCCGUCCCCCAGGUCCUCAGGUCCACGCCUCUUCAGCCCGACCACCGUGGACCGCUUUACCCGUACGAGGCGGAGGCCAGAGUGACUUUGGGGAACCCUCCUCCGUGCUCCGGACCAGAGCAGGGCCAGCUGUGGUUUAACGCUCAGAGGAAAGGUCUGUUCAUCUGUGACGGACUCACAUGGACCACUCUGCUGCACAAUCCGGAGCGUUUGGACUACGUGGAGGACUACCAGGAUCUGUACACCAGCUCCGAAACCUUCGAUGUCGAAAUCUUCUCCGUCCCGUCUGAGGGCCUGUUCAUGGCCGCAGCCAACAGGGACUCACGGCCUGGCUCGGGUAUCUACAGAUGGAGGAACGGGUCGUUCCAGCUUUACCAGAACAUCAGCACUCAGGAGGCCCGAGCCUGGAAACACUUCACCAUCGCCGGCAAGAUUUUCCUGGUGGUGGCGAACUCCAGGGAGGCAGAGCCUGAGCUGUCCGUGAUCUACCGUUGGAAUCAGCGGCGACAGCGUUUCCUCCGCCACCAGACUCUGGAGACGCACGCUGCUCUGGACUGGGAGGCCUUUCAAAUGCACAACCACAGCUUUCUGGUCGUGGCCAAUCACAGACGAGCCAGAGACUCCAACCACAACAUCCUCAGUGUUAUCUACAGAUGGAACCCCGACACACAGCUGUUCGAGGUGAACCAGACCGUGGCCACGUCCGGGGCGUAUGACUGGGAGUUCUUCUCCGUGGGACCGUACCACUUCCUGGCGGUCGCCAACACCUUUGAUGGCCAGACCACCUCCAUCAGCUCCACUGUCUACGUCUGGCUGGAUGGAUGCUUCCAGGUCUUCCAGAGCAUCCCGACAGUGGGAGCGACUGACUGGGAGACGUUCCAGAUCCACGGCCGGGUGUUCCUGGCCGUGGCCAACAGUCAGAAGGUUUCUCAGCGCGGGCCAAGUCUCUACAGCAUCAACUCCACCGUGUACGAACUCAACACGCUCACACAGACCUUCAUACGCUUCCAGGACAUCCUCACACACAGUGCGGUGGACUGGGAGUUCUUCACCGUGGGAGAGGAGAAGUUUUUGGUCGUGGCCAACUCUCACGACGGCAGCUCGUACUCUCUGAACAGCGUCGUCUACAGGUGGCAGGGUUACGAGGGCUUCGUUGCGGUCCACAGUCUGCCGACGUUUGGCUGCAGAGACUGGGAACACUUCAGCACCGACCAAGGCUCCUUCCUCGUCUACUCCAGCGCCACUUCAAGGCUCAGCAAGGUCUUCAAACUCAGGACUUACUGAAUCAGACUCCGUCCUCUGCUACACAUGGACGCCAGACUCUGCCAGGGACUCCUCAAACCUCAAAACAACUUCUUAUAAUCUACCAACUUCAUCACAGCAACAUUCACGUCCACGUUGUCAGAGUUUAACACUGAGAUGCUUCAGAUAUUCUGUUCGUUGACGAAGUUUCAAGAGUCGAAUCCUGCUGAGAAACUGUUGGAGCUGCGUCCUCUUCAGGGACACUAAA
Messenger RNA from Sander lucioperca (pikeperch), 2500 nucleotides. Its product is annotated as thrombospondin-type laminin G domain and EAR repeat-containing protein. Bases 271 to 2274 code for a protein of 667 amino acids. Lineage: Eukaryota; Metazoa; Chordata; Actinopteri; Perciformes; Percidae. The transcript has 15 exons. Gene Ontology annotation, biological process: signal transduction. The record is from RefSeq and is a predicted model, not a curated record.